This is a messenger RNA of Fonsecaea nubica, 4245 nucleotides long. RefSeq lists its product as hypothetical. Gene Ontology annotation, molecular function: L-aminoadipate-semialdehyde dehydrogenase [NAD(P)+] activity. The transcript has a single exon. The coding region runs from base 1 to 4245 and encodes 1414 amino acids. The record is from RefSeq and is a predicted model, not a curated record. Gene Ontology annotation, biological process: L-lysine biosynthetic process. NCBI's taxonomy places the organism in Eukaryota, Fungi, Ascomycota, Eurotiomycetes, Chaetothyriales, Herpotrichiellaceae.
AUGGCUACAGCAGGUGCACACGAAGAGCGCCUGGCUUGGUGGACCCAACUUCUGCAGGAUCAAACAAUCUCGCCGUUGACCAGAGACUACCCUGAAGUUACCACAGAGAAUGUACACAAACGGCCCAUCGAGGCGGCCGAGUCGCUUGCUGCUCCGAUAGCCACCAGAGAUGCCCUGAAAACACUGUCUAGCCUCGCAUCAUUCACCACCGUGAUUCAGACAGCUCUCAUUGUUCUGGUGAGCAGGCUAACUGGUGACGAGGAUAUCAGCAUCGGCACUAAUGCCAAAACUAACGGCCCUCCAUUUGUCCUCAAAACAGCGGUCGCUGCCUCGGAGCCGUUCUCGCAGCUGCUCAAAAAGGUACUAGAACUAUCGGCUCAGGCGGCAGAGAAGAUUGUACCUCUUGCAGAUCUCCAGACAAGCUUGAAGAGACCGGUUCUGUUUCGAUUUGCUUGUUUCGACAGCAAUGACGAUGGUGCCAGUCUACCCGGUAGUGCUGAAACGACCGACUUUCUGCUAUCAUAUUCUUGCUCCGCUGAAGGCGAUCUCCGGCUGACGGCGCGGUACAACCAGCGUCUUGUCUCGAGUGCAAGGGUAGCUGGAAUCCUGGCUCAAAUCACGCAGCUGCUGGAAAAUGCAGCGCGCGAUGUGAAUGCUCCCGUGGGUGGUAUCGUGUUCGCCACCCCUCAAGAGCAAGCUCUCAUACCCAACCCAACCAGCGAUUUGGAGUGGUCGUCUUUCCGUGGCGCUAUCCACGAUAUCUUUGCUGCAAAUGCGGAAGCGCAUCCUGAACGAACAUGCGUGGUAGAAACAAAAUCUGAGGAUGGGCCAGAAAGAACAUUCACCUAUCAGCAAAUACACGAGUCUUCCAAUAUUCUGGCACAUCACCUGGUCAAGUCUGGUCUGGAGAGGGGUGAUGUUGUCAUGAUAUACUCUUAUCGGGGUGUUGACCUAGUAGUCGCCAUUAUGGGUAUUUUGAAGGCAGGGGGCACGUUUUCAGUACUGGAUCCUGCCUACCCACCUGAUAGACAAAACAUCUAUCUGGACGUGUCCAGACCGCGGGCACUUGUCAUCAUCGAUAAGGCCACUCAAGAUGCUGGUGAACUCUCGGAGAAGGUACGGGGUUUCAUAACUGAGAAUCUGGACCUCAAGACAGAGGUUCCGGCUUUACGCCUACAGGAUGACGGCUUUCUUCAAGGUGGCGAAGUUGCUGGAAAGGAUAUUUUUGAGUCUGUCCGGGAACUUAAAGCCAAAGGUCCUGGGGUUGUGGUUGGGCCUGACUCGAUUCCCACCCUCUCUUUCACAUCUGGUUCUGAAGGUAAACCGAAAGGUGUCAGAGGUCGCCACUACUCAUUGGCAUUUUAUUUCGACUGGAUGGCGAUGACGUUCAACUUGUCUGAGAAAGACAAAUUCACCAUGCUCAGCGGCAUCGCGCACGAUCCCAUUCAAAGAGACAUUUUUACACCACUGUUCCUGGGGGCGCAGCUGCUUGUGCCAUCAAAGAAUGAUAUCCAAAACGAGCUACUGGCAGAGUGGAUGAAAGAAUAUGGCGCGACAGUGACACAUCUGACACCGGCCAUGGGUCAAAUUCUGGUCGGGGGUGCAACUGCAAAGUUUGAAACUCUUCAUCAUGCCUUUUUCGUGGGCGAUAUCUUGAUCAAGAGGGACUGUAGAUCCCUACAGAAUCUGGCGCCCAACGUUCGGAUCGUCAACAUGUGGGGAACGACAGAGACUUCCAGGGCUGUGAGUUACUACGAGAUACCGUCGUGGAAUGAAAACGACGCCUUCCUCGAUGGUAUGAAGGACGUCAUCCCGGUCGGCAGAGGUAUGCAUAACGUCCAGAUGCUCGUGAUAAACCGCUUCGACCCGAUCAAACUGUGUGCCGUUGGCGAGAUUGGAGAAAUCUACAUCAGAGCAAGCGGACUUGCAGAAGGCUAUUUGGGAACUCCCGAGCUUACGGCUAAGAAAUUCGUCAACAACUGGUUCCCAGGUCAUGAAAAAGGCCUCGAGUCAGAUAAAGCAAGGUUUGAACAAAAAUAUAAGAACGAGCCUUGGGCGAAGUAUUACCUGGGACCCCGUGAUCGCCUCUAUCGCAGCGGAGAUCUCGGACGCUACACACCGACAGGAGAUGUGGAAUGCUCUGGCAGAGCUGACGAUCAAGUAAAGAUCAGAGGCUUCCGGAUCGAACUUGGAGAAAUCGACACCCACCUCUCUCGACAUCCACUGGUGCGCGAAAAUGUGACUCUCGUGCGAAGGGACAAGUUCGAGGAGCAGACUCUUGUCAGCUACAUUGUGCCCCAAAUGAAAGCGUGGGCACAAUUCCUUGCCGAAAAGGGCAAAGAGGAUAUCCCGGACGACGGAACUCUGAUUGGGAGAGUUGAGCGGUUUCAACUGCUUCAGAUUGAAGUGCAAGAGUAUCUGCGAACCAAGCUCCCUGCUUAUGCAGUACCUUCUGUCAUAGUGCCGAUGAAAGCUAUGCCUUUAAAUCCCAAUGGCAAGGUCGACAGGCCCAAGCUGCCUUUCCCGGAUGCAGGAAUACUCUCGGCACGGACGCGGCGGAAGUCUUCUAUGUUGCAACAACUCACGGAAGGCGAACUAGCGCUGGCACACAUCUGGGCCAAACUUGUCCCAGGAUUGAUUCCGCGAACCAUCAGUCCAACCGACUCGUUCUUUGCGAUUGGUGGUGAGAGUAUGAAAGCCCAACAGCUCGCUUAUCAGGUCAGAAGAACACUUGGAGUCAAUCUCCCAAUCAGCAGGAUCUAUAAUCGACACACGCUGAAGGAGAUGGCUGCUGUCAUUGAUCACUUGCGAGCGGCUGAUUCUCUGAGUGGUGGAGAGUUAGUUGAGGUUGAAAAUGCCGCAGAUGGCACUCAAUCCAACGGAGUCAAGGCUGAAGACCAAUACGGCGACGAUGCCCCCAUCAUGGCCAAGGCGUUGCCUGCCUCCUUCCCUUCUGCUUCCCCCGAUGUCCCUUCCGCGCCAGUGGUGUUCCUUACUGGGGCAACAGGCUUCUUGGGAUCGUUCGUAUUGAAAGAUCUUCUGGACCGCAAAAACCCUCAAGUUAACAAAAUCUUUGUUCUCGUCAGAGCCAAAGACGAAGCAGCGGCACUUUCCCGCAUUAAAACAACAUGUCAGGCUUAUGGCGUCUGGGACGACUCAUGGGAAUCUCGAAUCGAGUGUGUCACAGGCGAACUAGGGCCGCUGCAACUUGGCAUUUCCGACACAAGAUGGAAGCAAAUUGUUGACGAAGUCGACGUUGUCAUCCAUAAUGGUGCCCAAGUUCAUUGGAUCAAUACAUACGAGAUGCUCAAGCCAGCCAACGUUCUCGGCACCAUUGAAACAAUGAAGAUCUGCGCCCAAGGUAAACCCAAAUUCUUUGCGUUCGUGUCCUCAACCAGCGUGCUCGACCACGAACACUUUGUCUUCGAAUCAGAACGCAUCGUCGCUGCCGGUGGAGAAGGUAUCAGUGAAGACGAUGACUUGAUGGGCAGCCGAAAAGGAUUAGGCACCGGCUAUGGCCAGAGCAAAUGGGUAGCGGAAUAUCUUUGUCGCGAAGCUGGUCGACGAGGCCUCCGUGGCUGCAUCGUUAGGCCCGGUUAUGUGCUUGGCUCUUCCAAGACUGGCGUCACAAACACGGACGACUUUUUGAUUCGGAUGCUCAAGGGCUGCAUCCAGCUCGGUACGCGGCCUAAUAUCAACAACACGGUGAACAUGGUUCCGGUGGACCAUGUCGCUCGCACGGUGGUGGCCUGUGCUUUCCAUCCUCCGUCUUCUCAAGGCGUCAGUGUGGCUCAGAUUACAGGGCACCCGAGACUGCGGUUCAACCAAUAUCUCGCGGCUCUCCAAACCUAUGGAUACAAGGCGGACCUAACGGAUUACGUCCCUUGGGCAUCUUCGCUUGAGCACUAUGUCAGCGCACACGCCGAUUUUGCUCUAAUGCCACUCUUUACCUUUGUCGCGAACGAUCUCCCCUCGAAUACACGCGCCCCAGAACUCGAUGACAGCAAUGCCGAGAAGGCACUUUACGCCGACGAGAAAUGGACUCGAGAAGAUGUCAGUGCGGGAAGUGGUGUCACAAAACGUGAAAUCGGGCUGUAUCUGGCUUAUUUGGUUCAGAUCGGAUUUCUCCCACCUCCAAAUGCUGGGAGAGACCAGGAUGGUGUCAAGAGUUUGCCAGAGGUGACGGUAUCGGAUAUACAGCGCAAGGCAUUGUCAAGCGUCGGGGGGCGAGGGGGUCUGGCUUGA